UUUUCAAUACUCUAUUGUUGACAAAUUUUUGCUCAAAUCAUUUUGCAUCCGCUCGGAAGGGAUUAAGUACAGCAUAACAAAUUUGUUAAUUUCCUCAAAGACACAGUUGAUAAUUUAUAAAUCCAUCGAUUACCAGAAAUAAGUAAAUUUUCUUCGAUAUGGAAGAAACAGAAAAGUGAAUCGGAGCUAAUGUUUUGAGGUUAGAAGUGAAAUAUCUCACGUUUCAGAACGAUGAAUUCUCCAAGAAAACAUAGAAGAGACAGAGAGAAUGAUAAGAAACGGAGAAAUGCUGAUGAUUUUAGACCUUCGGGUACUUCAGAAUCCAAAAAUCAUCGAUCAUCAGAGAACUCGGACGAUUUCACAUUCAUUAGAUUCAGGUAUGAGCUGAAUAAAGUAUUUUCUGCAAAUCCGAAUUUAGUGCAAGACCCUGAAGACUUCUGGGGAUUUUUAAAAAAAUAUGAAGAUGUGCAGAAGAAGCUGGGAAAGAAUCAAGAAACUCCAAAGUUGAAUCCAAAGUUGAAUUCCAUUGGAGUACCCGAUUAUUAUCAUAAAAGUUAUUGUCUCAAUUUGAAGUUAAAUCUGAAGUUUGGAGAGAUGUUUGCUAGAAUUCAACAGACUAGAGACCUGUCCGAUUCCCAAUUACAUCGGUUUAAAGAGAUUAUCGUCCUUUAUCGGGAUUUUAAACAGAAGGAGAAGUUCGGAAAGCUGAUGAAGUUGAAGGAGAGCCAAGCCAAUUUGCCUGUGGCGAAGCACAGAGAGGAAAUUAUUGGGGCUGUUAAGGAGGAAAGGGUGGUGAUCAUUGCUGGUGACACUGGCUGUGGAAAAUCUACGCAGGUACCUCAGUAUCUGUACUCGGCGGGAUUCAGUAAAAUAGCAUGUACUCAACCUCGAAGGAUCGCCUGUAUCUCACUCUCGAAGCGCGUGGCAUUUGAGACCCUCACCGAGAACUUCCCUGUCGUGGGUUAUCAAAUUCGUUUCGAGAAGCAACGCAAUCAAAACACAAAAAUUACCUUCAUAACCGAAGGUCUUCUCUUGCGUCAAGUCUCUUCUGAAACCGGUCUCUCUCAGUACGAUGUGGUAGUCCUCGACGAGAUACACGAGCGUCACCUGUACGGAGACUUCCUCCUGGGCAUAAUGAAAUGCCUAAUCUACCAAAGACCUGACCUGAAACUAGUACUCAUGUCUGCCACCAUUAAUAUUCAGCUUUUCGGCUCCUACUUUGCGAAAGAAGAUGUCCGAAUAAUUCAGGUACCAGGUCGUCUGUACCCAAUUCAACUACUCUACCGUCCGAUAACGAUUGAUGACUUUACAUACAAAAACGACCGGUUCAAUCCUUCACCCUACGUUCAGAUCCUUCAGUUGAUUGAUAAAAAAUAUCCCCCAGAGGAGAAAGGAGAUUUACUGAUUUUUUUGAGUGGAAUGAGCGAAAUAACUGCGGUAGUAGAUACUGCCAAAGAGUAUGCUCAAAAGAAGAACAAUUGGAUUAUUCUCUCCUUGCACUCUACUCUCUCGAUUGCAGAACAAGAUAAGGUUUUUGAUUAUCCCCCGGAGGGGGUGAGGAAGUGCAUAGUAUCAACUAACAUCGCAGAGACCUCAAUCACGAUUGAUGGAAUACGAUUCGUUGCAGACUCAGGGAAGGUUAAAGAAAUGAGUUACGAUCCAAUCUGCAAGAUUGAACGCCUCAAGGAAUUUUGGAUCUCUAAAGCAAGCGCCGAACAAAGGAAAGGCCGAGCAGGUCGAACAGGUCCAGGCGUCUGCUACCGGGUCUACUCCGAAGAAGAGUACGACUCCCUUGAAAAAUACUCCACUCCCGAAAUUCAGCGAGUCCCUUUAGAUUCACUUCUCCUUCAGAUGAUGGCUAUGGGCCUCCCCGAUCCUCGGAAAUUUCCUUUCAUCGAGCCCCCUCCCUCACAGAGCCUCAAGAACUCCAUUCUCUCCCUUAAGGACCAUGCAGCAAUCACAGAGAACGAAAAACUCACCUGCAUUGGCAAAACUUUAGCAAGACUUCCUGUGGACAUCACGAUAGGCAAAAUGUUGAUCAUGGGUUCGAUUUUUCAUCAAGUAGAGCCGGUGCUUUCCCUAGCUGCUGCUCUUAGUAUCCAAAACCCCUUCACAAAUCGAGCGUUCAAAGACUCAGAAUGUGAAACAUCUCGAAAAAAGUUAGAAUCUGAUCAUGGAGACCCUAUCACCUUACUCAACGCUUAUAAAGAAUGGCUAGAAGUGAAGCAAGAAAACAGUCAUGAAGGCCGAAAUACUAACAGUACCAGCAGAAAGUGGUGCAAACGCCGAGGUCUCGAGGAACAACGCUUUUACGAAAUGACCAAGUUACGAAGUCAGUUCAAAGAUCUUCUCAAAGACUGCAAUUUGAUGAAGAAUCAGAAUCAAGAACCAAAUUCAUCGAUGUCAAGCAGUGAAAGAGCUUUAAGACAUGGAGAACUCAAACUGCUAAAGUCCUUGAAAAGAACCUACAGACAAUCAUCGAGUAACAGAAAAAGAAAACAAUUGAAAGUCGAUGAAUUCGACCUUCAGCUAGACAACGAUAAUGAUAACGACGAGAUCGAUAUUAAAGAUGUGGAGUUCAGAAUGAGGAAUGACGCUUGCCAGAUCCAGAAUCUCCUCAACGCCAGUACAGCAUGUUCUUACAAAGAUUUAACAAUGUUAAAACUGAUUCUGUGCAGUGGACUUUAUCCACAAUUCGCUAUUGCUGAUGAGUUUAAUUACUGUAAAUCCAUGAACGAGCAAUUGUUUCAUACUAAAUCAAAGCCUUACGUCGCCCUCCACCCCAUGAGCUACUUCGGUAAUCAUCCACAGAUUCUGCAGCUUGAGGAACCUGACAUUGUCAAUAUUCCUGGGUUCAAAUCGAAGACUCCAGUGAGUCCUAAGCAUCAAUUAUUAGCUUAUUUAUCGCUUCUUGAGACGACUAAGCCGUACUUAGUUAAUACAUUGAGAAUGCCAGCUGCUCAAACUCUUCUAUUAUUUUCUCAAGAGAUUGACACUAAUUCGGUAAUAUCUGUUGUCAUUUGUGAUAGUUGGUUGGGGCUAGAAUUUCCCAUAAUUGAUAGCGGAAUGAAUCUGUUGAUCAGGGCGAUUAGAAUUAGAGCGAAGUGGGAUUUGUUGCUGAAGAGGCAGCUGAAGGAUGCUAAGAUGGAUGAGGAAGAUGGAGAAGUACAGAUGCUACAGGAGAUGGAGUAUGAGUUGAGCAGAGAUUUGAUUGAGUUCAUGCAUACCAGUAUUCCUUACACCAUUAAGAGACUUCUCCCUGCAGAUUUGAACAGAAUUUAUAUAGGCCCUGGGCACAACGAUAUAAUAGAUAGUUUUUCGGAUAAUAAUCCUUUUGAGGACAAUUUCACAUGUCUUGUGAAUGGGGUAAAAGGGGGAGUUAAGGUUAAUGAGUAUGUUACGUAUAAUUGCUUAUUGGAGAACGAUUGGGGUGAUAAGAUUGCUGGGGAGAUGAUGGAGAGUCCUUGGGAAUGUGGUAAUUGUGAUUUCAGGGGAAUUGUGAGGACUGUGGAGAAACUACAGCAUCGAGCGGUGUGUGAUACGAGUCAGAGUAAAAAGGUAGUUCAGGGGGGAAAGGAGGGUGAGAAUAAUUCUAAGGGGAAGAGAAAGGCGAAUUCUAAGGAGUAUGAGUGUGAAGAAUGUAAGGAGAUAUUGUGGCUGACUCCGAUUGAAAUAUUGAGGCAUAAGAAAAGGCAUAGUAAAGCAGAAUUUUAAUUGAUUCAAUCAAAUCCUCCACGUAUGAAAAAUUGAAUAGAAAAAGUUAGCGAAUUGACUAGAAAAUUCUAGUGGAAUUCUCUAGACAUUCCAUUGGGAUUCUAUUACAAUUCUAAGGACUUCUCGUUAACAUUCUAUUUUUUCUUUGCGCUGAUUCUAUGAGAUAUUUGAUAGGAAAAAA
Messenger RNA from Diachasma alloeum, 3895 nucleotides. RefSeq names its product probable ATP-dependent RNA helicase DHX34. The transcript has 3 exons. Lineage: Eukaryota; Metazoa; Arthropoda; Insecta; Hymenoptera; Braconidae. The record is from RefSeq and is a predicted model, not a curated record. Bases 232 to 3714 code for a protein of 1160 amino acids. Gene Ontology annotation, biological process: nuclear-transcribed mRNA catabolic process, nonsense-mediated decay. Gene Ontology annotation, cellular component: intracellular anatomical structure. Gene Ontology annotation, molecular function: RNA binding; ATP binding.